GAACAAUAAUCACCUUACAGAUUAUACAAUAACAAUUCCUUGCUUACGACUCUUGUAUAUUCGAGUCAGUGUGCAAAGCGACGGUUGAAUCUCACCAAAGAACACCCAAUGGAGACUGAAGCUUCAUUGGCAUCUCCCGAAAAGCGCUUCAAACCAUGCAACUGUUGCGAUUUCAAUCCUCAUGAAUGGCCUCUCAGGAGUGUUACCUUAAGAAUCCGGAAAUGUAUGAAUAGGUGUGUUUAUUGUGGAAAGAAAUUUUCACGUACCACGAGACUGCGAAAACAUCUUAAAGAAUCCAAAGUGCAUGAAGCUCAGCAAUUCACCAUUAUAAAUGGAGAUGCUGGUAGACCUAGAAAAAAUAUCGACAAUGGUACUUCCAGUCCCAUAUACAACGGAGGGUCAUGCCAAGCUUCUAAUCUGUCCUCGACAACCUCAGCCCACGAAGAACAAACAUUGCGCAUGGAAACGGAAGCCUUUGAUGAUAAUGUGAUAGGAACGUUCCGAAAGCUCAAUCUAUCCACCGUUCACGACAUUUCACCAGAGAUGAGAGAGCUAUGGAUGAAAUAUAAUGGUAGAGUACCCGAAAAACUCAAUGCUCGUCGCUGUUGGACAGAUGAAAGACCCAGCGAUGCCAAGCUGUUCACUGCUACCGUCGAGCAGAUCCAAAACUCAUCUGUAACCUGCACUAUCAUUCAGAGAGGAGAGCCUACCGACAAGAAAGAAGCCAUUCAAGCUGUUGCACAAUUGGCUUUUCCAGACCCCUGGAACCCACUGAAGCUGUUAGAUCUCCGCCUUCCUAUUCUAACAGAUGAUAUUCUCAGAGUCCCGAACGACCUAGUGUGUGCAUAUGAAGUAGACAAUUUACAGGUCAUGCUUACCCCAAAGUAUUCUUGGGCCCAGCUGCAUUUUGAUAACGCAGAGGGCUUAUCUGGUAUUAUUGGCAAGUCAGGAAAGAAGAUUUUUGCGACCUUUCCAAACAGCCCUAAUAAUGUAAAACUCUUUCGAAGCACUUUAGGCAGAGAAGCAAAGCUGGAAGAAAUUGGCUCGUCACUUGAAGGAGGACUCAUAUUCACGAUAACUUCUGAAGAUACCAUCUAUUUGCCCGGAAACUGCUUCCAUGCCGUGUGGACACUUGAAGGCUGCUUUCUCGCAACAGUCGACUUUAUCACCCCUAGUACAAUUAAGGUCUACUCGAGAAUCAUACGUGCAGGGUUAGAUGAGUUUGUUGGGGAGAUGCGCCAGAAAGAUUUGUUUGAGUGGCUUCUUACGUCCUUUGAGAUAGCCUAUAAAAAUGGGUCUGUGGGUGACGCCGUUUCUUCAUGGAUCGAAUUGUUGGAUCGCACAAAAGAAUGGGCGUGUGGACAUCUCAAAUGGUCAAGGAAGGCAAUAGCUUUAUGUGAGGAAUUUUUGUCAUCGCCCACUUCGUUAGACCAGAUUUGUCCGUGUGGAGGGGGGCAAGGAAAGGCAUUUCGACAACACUUCCGAGAUUAUCAUCUUCUUGAAGUCUCAAAAAAUCGACGGUAGACUAGAGUAACAAAUCUUGAAAGAAACCAUGCAAAUGGCAUUCAAGGUGAAUUAGGUGGAUUUGGUGCAUUUGGUCAAUUAAUUUGGUGUAUUUGGUGUACUUGGUCAAUUAAAUUUGGUGCAUGUGGUCAAUUAAUUCGGUGCAUUUGGUGUAUUUGGUCAAUUGAUUUGGUGUGUAUGGUGUGUUUGGUCAAUUAAUUUGGUGUAUUUGGUGCAUUUGGUCAAUUAAACUUGAUGCAUGCGGUCAAUUAAUUUGAUGCAUUUGGUCA
Messenger RNA from Botrytis cinerea B05.10, 1793 nucleotides. RefSeq lists its product as hypothetical. The transcript has 3 exons. The coding region runs from base 109 to 1524 and encodes 471 amino acids. NCBI's taxonomy places the organism in Eukaryota, Fungi, Ascomycota, Leotiomycetes, Helotiales, Sclerotiniaceae. The record is from RefSeq and is a predicted model, not a curated record. Gene Ontology annotation, molecular function: DNA binding.